Molecule: messenger RNA, 12122 nt
Organism: Chlamydomonas reinhardtii
Lineage: Eukaryota; Viridiplantae; Chlorophyta; Chlorophyceae; Chlamydomonadales; Chlamydomonadaceae
Exons: 1
Coding region: 244-11304 (3686 amino acids)
Source: RefSeq, a predicted model, not a curated record
UCUUACUUGCGUAUCAGCAACCAGUUGCGGGACCAUAAAACUGCCCUUGUGUCGUGUGUUCACAUCCUAGUCUCCACCUCCCGCAACAACGACGGAUACAACAUUUCUUAGCUGCACGACUAUAACAAUAUGCACAGCGCGAGCUGCUCGCUUUGCUGUUCAGCCGUGAUUGGUGGCGCCUUGGCCUUGUCGUGGUUGACCGGCGGCGAGCGCUCCUCUGCAACUGUCUCACAUGAAUAGAUCAUGCGCAAAUCAGGGCCCGUCAGCGAUUCAAGAGAGGCGGCAUUGGUGCACCCAGGGCAACCGGCGGAGCUCACCCGAGCCUGCGACGCUGCAGCCCCGCAACGGCAUGAGCAGGCCGCACUGGUGUUGCCUGAGGACCCCUGGGCGCUCGGCGAGCAGCCGCUCACGUCAACUGGACGCAGCGCUGCAGGCGCUACAGUGACGCCCCCGCAUGCUGGUGGCGCGCCGAGGGCUGCGCAUGCUGCUGCGAGUGAUUUAUGCAGCGGCGGCUGCGGCGGCGGUCAUGAUAGUUGUGACCGCGCGGGGACCACGCCAGGCCUGUCGCGCGCUGAAAUUAAGGCGCUGCUGAUGCGGGCGUUCCCGCCAGACUCCUGCAACCGCACAGCGGAGGAGGCCCACCGGCUGUACCGUGCAGUGGGCGCGCACCUGUACAGCGCCCCACAGCUGGCGCCGCUCGGCCCCAUGGCAGCGCUGCUGCGGGCCACGGCGGCGGGGGUGCGUGAGGCGCUGCCGCACGCGGAGAGGGAACAAGCGCGGGAUGCGCUCAGGGCACGGCUGCUGAGGGGCUGUGCACAGGGCGGCAGCGCGAAGGGCGUGUUCGUGCUGUCGUCCGUGCCGGGGGAGGGAGCAGCCAUGGCAGGACCGGCAGCAGCGGCAGCAGCGACAGGAGGCCUGGCAAAGUCGGGGGUUGACAGCCCUGAGCCUGCCGAGUUGGUGGUCCGCAUGGACUUGAGAGCUCUGCGGCAGGCGGCGUCUGCUGGCGCGGCGCCCCACACGGUGGCUGCUGCGCCCGCUUCGCCAGCGCCACCAGCCUCGCCAGCGCCGCCGGCCCUGGCACCACCACCAGCGCCGACACCGACGCCCCUGCCUGCGUCAUUUCCUUCUCGCACGGAGAUCAAAGCGCAGCUUAAGAUGGCGUUCCCGCCCGACCCCAACCGGCCCGCCAUUGACGAGGCACACCAGGUCUACUGCGCCGCCGGCAGGUACCUGGCUGUGGUCAGGUCGGAAGGGUUGUCGCUGCGUACGCUGGCGUCAUCUUUGCGUCACUGGCUGCCGGUUGCGGAGCGCUCUCAGGCGCUGCAGGUGCUGAGGUCGCGGCUGCAGAGGCGCGGCGUGGCAGCAGGCAGCCCGAGGGGCGUGUUCGUGUUCGAGCAAGUGACGCCGGCGGCAGCCGUGCCCGGACCUACAGCAUCAGCAUCAACCGCAGCCGUCGCAGCAGCGAUAGCUGGAGGAGAGGCAGCCGGGGGCUCGGAGCAGCUUGCGGCCAGCACAAUGGUCGAGGAGUGGGUACGGCUGGAUUUGCAUGCGCUGUGGCGGGCUGCGGCCGCCGCCGCCGCGCCGCCGUCAGCCGAGCAAUUGGAGGCAAAUCGCGUGUUUGACCACGUUGAUGCCGCUUUCCCGCUCGACUCCCAGGACGAGGACAGGUCAGCUUGUAUGCUGGCCUACCGCAGCGCCGCCACCUGGCUGUAUUGCGAGCACAGCGGCGAUCCCGCGCGGGCGACGCCGCUGGCAGACCUCGAGAGGGCCGUGCGCCCCACGCUGCCACAGCCCUGGCGGCACCUGCCGGCUCUGCGGAAGCAGCUGCGAUUGCCCGUGACCAGGGGCGUGUUUGUUGUUUCAAGCCUUGGUGUGGAGGGGCGUGGCGGCAGCACCACACAGCCUUGCCUGGUGCGUCUGGACUUGACAGCCCUGAGGCGGGCGGCGGACCUGGGGAGCGUGUGGGCCACAGCGCCGGCGCCUACCGCGAGUGCUGCGGCUCCGGUGGCGGCGCCUGCGGGUGCGGUGGCGGCGCCUGCGGCUGCGGUGGUAGCGCCUGCGGCUGUCGCGGCUGCGCUUGCAGCAGGUGUUGGUGCGGGAGCUGCGGCUGUGAAGCAGCUACCAGUGGCAGCUACCGGGGCGACGGCGGCGGCAGGGGCCCCCGCCAUAUGGCCGGCUUCUGCGACCGUCGAGGCCGCCGUCACGGAAGUCGAUGCGCUGCUUGCUGCCGCCUUCCCACCCAGCCCCAACACGCCCGCCGCAGAUAAGGCUCAUGCGGCGUACCGCGCUGUUGGGGCAUGGCUGGCGACCAACCCGCGGCCUGCCACAGGCCACAUGGCGGCGCUGCUUCCAGAGGUGGCGGCGGCGGUGCGGCAGCGCCUGCCUUCUGCGCUUCGCCCCUUGGCGCUGCUUAAGCUGAGCUUGAAGCGCGGCGGUCCUGCGGCUGGCGGGGCUAAGGGCGUGUUCGUGGUGACGCCAAUGCCGGCUGCGGCACCUGGCGCGGCCGGCGCGGGGAAGCAGCUGGAUCUCGUGCGGCUGGAUGUGGCAGCGCUGAGGCGGGCUGCGGGGAUGGAGGCGGCCUGCUCAACAGAUGUGGUGACUCGGACUGCCGCUUCCGGUGCCAGUGCUGCCGCUGGUGUCACAGCUGCUGGCGGCGCUGUGGCCACCAAGCAGGCGGCGCAGGCUGCGACGGAGCCUGCCACCUCUGAACCGAGGCGCUCGCAUAGCCCGGGGCAGGACCAGGGGCAGGGACAGGAACGUGUGAAGCGGGGGCUGUCAGCAGCAGCCACGCGCUCCGUCGGAUCCGGCGAUUCCGGCAGUCCCACAGCCGCUGCUCCCUCGGUUGCGCCCAAUGCUACAGCAUCCACGCCGGCAUCCACUUCCGCAUCCGUGCCGGUGCGCACAGCCCCUGCUGAGGAACCUGAGGACCUUGAGACGCUGCUCGCGGCUGCCUUCCCAGCCGACCCCGCCCACGAGGCCAUUGACGAGGCGCACGCGGCGUACCGGGCGGUCGGCUCCUACCUGGCCGGCGUCCCGCACACGGCACAGCACGGCCCGCUGGCGGCGCUCCUGUGGGACGUGGCCGCCGCGCUGCGCCCUCAGCUGCCGCCGGCGCUGCGGACGCUUACGACGCUGAAGGCGCGGCUGAUGCAGGGCGGGCGGGCGCCAGGUGGCGCUCGCGGCGUGUUCAUCAUGGGCCAGAUCGUGAUGGGAGGCGGCGGGCAGCAGGCGGGCGGCCCGGAACACUUGGAUGUCGUGCGGCUGAGCGUGGCGUCGCUGCGGCGAGCGGCGGCACCAGCAACAAAAUUGGCGGCAGCGGGUGCUGAUGCAGCGGCGGCGGAGCCUGGUGGCGGUGGUGCUGCUGGGGCACCCGCGCCGAAGGCAGGCGAGCAGCAGGCGCAGGAGCAGCAGCCGGCAGCCGUGACGGCUGCGCCAGUUGACGCCGUGGCGACUGUAUCCACUGACGCGCCCUCGGCCGCUGCAGCCUCGGGGUCGGUGUCAAAGACGGCAUCCCCCGGCGCCGCCUCCACGGACCUUGACGCGCUGCUUGCUGCCGCCUUCCCACUCAGUCCCAACACGCCCGCCACAGAUGAGGCUCAUGCGGCGUACCGCGCUGUUGGGGCAUGGCUGGCGACCAACCCGCGGCCUGCCACAGGCCACAUGGCGGCGCUGCUUCCGGAGGUGGCGGCGGCGGUGCGGCAGCGCCUGCCUCCUGCACUUCGCCCCACGGCGCUGCUUAAGCUGAGCUUGAAGCGCGGCGGUCCGUCGGCUGGUGGGGCCAAGGGCGUGUUUUCGGUGACUGCGGCUCCUGGCGCAGGCGCUACAAAGAAGCAGCGGCUGGACCUUGUGCGCCUGGACGUGGCCGCGUUGAGGCGGGCGGCGGCGGCGGCGGCGGCGAAGGAGGCGGCGGGCGCUAGCAAUGGUGCUGACGGUGGCGUCCGCCAGGCUGGCAGCGUUCAAGGCACAGAGAAGCCGCCGGGGGCUGCAACGGCACCGGCUGGAAGCUCCGGUGCGAGCGGCUCUGUCAGGUCCGCGCCCGCGGCCGUGGCGGUGGCGGCAGAAGGGCAGCCGCAGGGCCAGCAGGCGGAGCACCCGCAGCAGCAAGCCGUGUUGCCGGCCAUGCCAACUCAAGCCGCCUCCACCACGGCCACCGCCGGGCCCAUGCCUUCGUCGUCUGCAGCUGUGAAGGCGGCUGCGGUCAGGAACCUUGACGCGCUGCUUGAUGCCGCCUUCCCACCCAGUCCCAACACGCCCGCCACAGAUGAGGCUCAUGCGGCGUACCGCGCUGUUGGGGCAUGGCUGGCGACCAACCCGCGGCCUGCCACAGGCCACUUGGCGGCGCUGCUUCCAGAGGUGGCGGCGGCGGUGCGGCAGCGCCUGCCUCCCGCGCUUCGCCCCACGGCGCUGCUUAAGCUGAGCUUGAAGCGCGGCGGUCCUUCGGCUGGUGGGGCUAAGGGCGUGUUCGUGGUGACGCCAAGGCCGACUGCGGCACCUGGCGCGGCCGGUGCGGGGAAGCAGCUCGAUCUCGUGCGGCUGGAUGUGGCAGCGCUGAGGCGGGCUGCGGGGAUGGCGGCCGCACCGGCGGCAGCAGUGCCGGCAGCCGCAGCCGGACCCACGGCUAGUGGCUUGCAGUGGCAAGGGCAGCAAGUUCCGGGGACUGGAGCGGGCAGGACUGCAGCCGCCACCACCACAGUUGCUGCCGCAGGCCGGGCCGCCGCAGCCACGUCAAGUCUGCCAGCGGCGCCACGGGGCAUAUCCGCAGAGGCGGCGGCGGCAACCGACCUUGACUUGCUGCUCGCCACCGUCUUUCCGGCCUCGAAAAAGCGGUCCGUAAACGUGGCGCAUGGCAUUUACCGGGCCCUCGCGCCCUGGCUGGCGACGAAUCCACGGCCGCAGCAUGGUCUUAUGGCAGCGAUGAUGCCAGACGCUGUGGCAACAUUGCAAAGGGUGCUGCCGCGCCCUCAUCGUCCAUUGCCGCUUGCGCGCUUCCUGCGCCAGCUGGACAUGUCAAACGGCGUGUUUGUUGCCGAGCCUGCAACGGGGCCCCUGCGGCUCGGAAGCACGAGUAUCCAGCACUAUGUUGUGCGACUUGAUGUGGGGAGGCUGCGGGAGCUGGCGUCGGCAGCCGAGGCGGGUGGGGGCGCGGCGCAGCCUGCAUCCACCGCCGCCAGUACCGCCUUGCCACUCGGCCCGAAGGCGAAGACACUGGCUGCUGACAGCACGCCAUCCGCGCCCGCGCAAGCUGCACCCGAGGCGUCGGCGCCCUCCCCUGCGCCCACGCCGGCGCCCGCAUCCACCGGCCUCACGGCUGUGGCUGCCUCGGACAUCGCGGCCCUCCUGGCCGCCGCCUUUCCCAUCAGCAGCCACGGCCAGACCGCGGGAUCGGCACCUUCCGGAGCCCCUGGGCAGCGGGACGAGGCACAUGCCGCCUUUCGCACCGUCGGCGGUUGGCUAGCCACUAGCCCGCAGCCCGAGCUGGGGCAAAUGGCGGCGCAGCUGCCUGACCUGCUGGCUGCGCUGCGGCCGGCACUGCCCAGAUGGCUGCGCAUGCCAGUGCCGCUGAAGCUGCGGUUGGCGCGCAAUGACGCGCUCGGCGGCGGGCGCGGCGUAUUCGUGGUGAGCGCACUGAAGCGCACGCGGAGCGGCAGGGCUGCGGGCGCCGGCAGCGGUGUUGGAGGUGAGGCUGCGGGCGCGGGUGGUGGCGCCGGCGGCGGCAUGGUGGACGCAGUGAGGCUGGACUUGGAGAUGCUGCGAAGGGUCGCGGCGGCGACAGCAGCUGCGGAGGCGGAGACAGCGGCGCAGGUUGCCGGGCAGGGGGCCGUGGCGGAUGCAGCGCCGGCGGCACCUGACGUGCAAGCAGACGAUGCUACAGCCUCGCCGGCAGUGCAGCCGCCUUGCAAGUCAGCCGCCUCUGUCGACGCCACCGCCGCAGCGAGAGCCGACGCCGCUGCGGAUGCUGCAGCUGCUGUCGCGGCGGCGGUGGAGGAUGCUGGAGUGGCCACAGCUGCGCGCGGGAGCCAGAGCUGCGCGAGCGGCUGCAACCUCGGCAACCUUGGCAGCUCGGGUGCAGUUCCCGGUGACACCGAACAGCAGCAGAAGCGGCAGCAGCAGGCGCUACUGCGCAAGGACCUGUCCGAGCUGGUGGAUGCCGCUUUCAAGGAUCCCGCCGUGAUGUGGUGCCCCUGGGAGUGGGAGGAGGUUGGGCAGACGGACGGCCAGCCGCCGCUUGUUAUCUUGCCGGCCUACGGCGCCCAGGAUGACAUGUGCAAGGCCGCCGCACGGCGCCUGGCGGCGCGCCUCGCGGACGGCGCGCUGCCGCAGGCGCCGCUGCGCCGGCUGAUGGAGGACCUGCAGCGCUGCGAGCGGGACCUUAUGCGCGGCGUCAAGGUGGCCAGCUUGCGAGCUGCGCUGCUGGGCAUGACUGGCUGCAUCUUCACGCCUGUGACGCUGCCGCCGUCGAGCGACGGUUGGGCGGGUGGCGGCGGCGGUGAUGCUGGCGGCAAGGGCUGGGUCAGCGAGGGCGUGCGGCUGCAUGUGCGGCGUCUGGCUAUGCGGGUGUUAGAGCGUAUGGCCUGGCCUGAAGCCUCUGAAGAGCACCUACACGAUAUCACGAUGACCGCAUUCGAGGAGUCCAUGGCGCCAGUGCCCGGUGGGAGCAGCAGCCCUCAACACACGCAAGUCGCGCAAUGCAUCGGCCGCAUCCUUGCCAGCCGCUGGGCGGACCGCCACCAGCCGCUCGCGCUGCGCGAGGCGCUUGCGGUGCUUGAGCAGGCCAGCAAGGCUGCGGGCGUGGCGCUGCCGGCGUGCCUGAGCCCUGGCAGCCCGGCUAAAGAGCAGCUGUACCGGCUGCGUCUCAUGCUGCGCUCCCUCAAGGAGUCUGCGUUGCGCCUGCGCGACCAGGACACCGUAUUGCUGCACACCAACUUGUUGCUGCAUGCCACUGAUUCGAGGACUGCGGAGCAGCGCCGGCGUGCCUGGGAUGAGGCGGCGGCGCUGCUGACGGCUGAUGACGUGGCAGGCGCAAGGGCCGCCACAGGCAGCGCCACAGGAGUCUCACCGUCCUUGGCGGCAACGUCAGGCACCAGCAAGCCCGGCAGCAAGGCCGGGCCAUUGGCAAGCGACGCCGCCUGGCUGGCUGCAAUGGAAGUGGCGGAGGCGGAGCUUAUCAGGGCCCGUGUGGUGGAGGCUGCCCACGCACUAUACGCCGGCAGCUCUGAGGCUGACUGCAUCAGGCGCACGGCGGUGCGCCUGCUGCUGCGCGGCCGGCCCUUGGCAGAGCCACGACUGCGGCUGGACGUGUUGACAGAGCUGGUGCGCCGAGCGCUGCGUGGCAGUGUGCCCGGGCUGCCGACACCUCCGGCCGCCGAAGGAGCGGCGGCGGCGCUUGAACUAGCGGAGCGCGUCGACAGCGGUGUCCUGCGGCGGGCGCUGAACCGGAGCGAGUUCAGCAUUCGACCUGUCGGCGGCGACGCGUUGAAGCUCGAGGCGGAUGCCGGGCAGAAGGUGAAUCGCGCUGGCGGCACGGGCGUCGCCGGCGGCAGUGGGGCGGCGGGUGUAGCAGCCUCAGAUUUUGGCGCGCCACUGCCGUCGCGCUUGCUUGUGGUGCUGCACCGGCGGCGGCUGCGCUUGCGGAUGCGAAUCAGGCAGCUGGUGGAGGCCGGCGGCAUGCUGGAGCUUGAGUCGUUGCUGCGGGCGGAAGCGGAAGCGGAAGGCGCGGGCGAAGUGGCAGGCACCGUAUGGGAACUGCUGGAGACCAUGCCCGAGGAGGAGAUGCAGCUGGCGCCGGCAGCUGCGGCUGCGGGCGCACCUUUGGGAGAUGCGGCGGCAACGGCGGCGGCAGCGAAUGGCUGUAUGGGUGUAGCGGCGGCGCAGCAGGCGUUGGUACACCCGGUUGGUGCGGAUGGCGUUGGUGGGGAGCCCACUGCUGUGGCGGAGCCUGCGUCCGUGUCGGCGUCCGACGGCCCUAGGGCUGCGCCACAACCGCAGCUUGCAGCCACCGGCGACAGUGCAGUUCCCACCGCUCGGCCACUGCUGCCAGCGUUGCCAGCUGUUGCAGCCAAGGCCACUACAGCUGUGGCGGAUGCGGCUACGUGUGCCUGGGAGACUCUUGCCAGACACGCCUUCGGUGACUUGCCUCUGCUGACAGAGGGCGCAAGCCUGCCCGAGGCUUUCCACGUGGCUGCGACGAUUGCGGGAGCCCAGCCGCCGGGGGCGUGGCAGGAGGUGUGCACGCGGCCAGGCGCCGGCCGAGCAGGCAGCUACGACACCGGCAACAGCGGCAGCGGUGCGGUGCGGCGCGCGCCGUUGGCCGCGCUACUGCCGGCACUGCGCGAGGCUGUGGGGGUUACUCGGCAGUCGGAGGAGGCGGAAGUCGCGGAGCAGCUGCGGGGCGUUGCGGCGGAGCGCGGCGGCGGCUACGAUGGCGUAUUUGAGCUGCAGCCGGCAGCAGCGCCGGGCGGCGGCGCGGGCGCAGGUGCGGGCGCCGUGGAGCCGGGGGCGCCGGGCGGGGAGGCUUCGCCAGGGCAGGAGCGGCAGGAGCGUCAGGAACAGCUGUGGGUCACCCUGCGCGCGGCCCGCCUGGCGGCAGCGGCGCUGGCGCGACUGGAGGCCGCGCGGCGCGCGUGCGAGGUGCAGCGGCUGCAGGCCCUGCCAGCGGCGGCCUACGUGGACCCUCGGGAUGGGGACGUGCCCGAGUCAAAUCCCGCUGCUCGGCUCUGCUACUUCGCCGCUAACUUCCUCCUGGACUAUGACAGCCCGGACUAUGGCCGCGGGGCCUGCCUGCUGCCGGAGCUGCUGCGAGUCAUCAAGUACGCGAGCAGCGAGUCUGGGCUGCAGGUGGCACCAGCCGGGCUGAACGCCAAGACGCUGAAGUCGCUGCUGCUACAGCCCGGGAGCGGCUGUAGCAGCGAGGCCGCUGAAGGCAGCAGCGGCAACAGUGGGAGUGGCAGCGGUACCGAUGGUGCAGGGCCAGGCAUCUUUGAGCUGGUCUCGGUGCCGCGUCCUGCCGCCGCGGCUGGCGCCGGUGGCGGCGGCAGUCGGUUAGAGCUGCACCUGGUGCGGUUGAACCUGCGCGCGCUUGGGGAGGCGGCAGAGGCUGCUGCCGAUGCGGUGGCUGCAUCGUGCACGGCGGAUGUUGUCACGCGCCUGGAAGACAACGGAAUGCAGGAGGCAUGGAUUCGUGACCUUCGGCCUAUAUUCUUGGGACCGCACGACAGCAGCAGCAGCAGUACUCACCAGCUGCUGCAGCUGCAGUUUGCGGCGACGCUCGCCGCCGCCAGCGAAGCUGUUGCCCAGAUCUUUCCCUUGUGGCCGUCCAUGUCACCCCGUGUGCCAUUUGGCACCGCUCUGCGGCUGGUGCGGCGUAGGCUGCUGAGCAGCCCCGACACACAGCAGAGCGAGUGUUGUGCUGAGCUGCAGCGGCUGGUGGAUGCGGGUGCGAGUGUGGGUGCGGAUGGGAGUGAGUUGCAGCGUGUGCUGACGGCGCCGGUGGCCCUGGCUGGAGGCUCAGGGGAGGUGCAGCUUUUCCGGCUGCGCCAGGCGCGCUCCAACGCCAUCACCAAUGCCAGUGCCAGUGCCAAUGCCAGUGCCAGCACCAGUGCCAGCACCAGCGCCAGCGCCAGCGCCAGCACCGGUGUGGGUGCAAGAGUGGGCCGUCCUGGCGUUGCGGGUGCAGGUGCAGGCGCAGGGGGCGCGGCCAAGGGCCAGGAGCAGGAGGAGGAUGGCUUGCUGUUGGUGCUGGACCGCGGCGCACUGGUGCAGCUGGCGGCUGCGGCGAUGCGGGCCGAGGUACUGGCUGCCGCGGCCACACUUGGCGUGAGCGAGGCUGCGGGAGUGGGCAGGGCCACGGACCAGGCGCAGUUGCGACCAGCUACACCGGGGGGUGCAGAGGGCAGCGCGGACGACGAGGCUGGCGCCGGAGCAGCUCAGGCCGCGGCUGCGGACACCACAUCGCAGGCAUUGCCCGCAGCAGAGCAACAGGGCCGGACCCGAGCUGCCAGCUCCGCCAUUGCCGUUGCGGCUGAGGGGAGCGAGAUGCCGCUGGGACCUGCACAUGCGCACCGCGUCAGCCGGCAGCCCUGCCAAGUCGCCUCGCCUUUGCCCAUCCCCGUGCCUAUCCCCGAGCCCACUCCGGAGCCCGCCUCAGUGGCAGCUUUGGAGGCCGCAGCGCCACCCGGUGUACCUGCGCCUCCGGCUGCGCCAGCGGCGUCUGCCGCUGGCGCAAGUGUUCCCCUCGCUGUCAGCGCGUCAGCAGCCACAGCCUCCGCCUCAGGCGGUGCGUUCGCGCUGUCAACAGCGCCCCAACGCCAGGACGCGGCAACGGCUACGGAUGAGGAGUUGGCCGCUGGCAACGCCUGCAGCGCGAGCAGCGAGAUGGUGCUGUCGGCGCCGCUGCCGGCGGCGGCCGUGUGCGUCAUCACGGACCUGCACGGCCCCGACAUGCACCGCAUGCUGCGGCACUGCGCCGCCAGCCGCCACGUGGGUCUGGCUGUCCUGGCCAGCGGCGGCUGCUGCCGUAGCGGCGGCGGCAGUAGCAGCGGCAAUAGCAGCGCAGCAGGAGACAGUAGCGCUGGCGACAGCGGGCUCCUCCGCGCCGUCGCGUUGUACGCACCGGCUGCUGCAGGUGUGGCUGCGUCAGUCCCGGCAGAGGCCACGGUGUAUGUUGUGGAUAUCUGCGCCUGUGCAACACGCCAAGGGGCCAGUGCCGCGAGCGGGGCGACACCUACAACAGCAGCAGGGCAACGUGCUGCGGCGGUGGGCUCUCUGCUGGGCAGCCUGCGGGGGCUGCUGGAGGACCCGGCGGUGGCCAAGGUGGUGCACGGCUGCGAGCAGGUGCGGGCACUGGAGGUCGCAGCCGCAGGUGUGCCGGCCAAGAGCGGCAGCGGCAUGCGGCUUAGCGUGGAGGGGCUGCGUGACACGCGGCCUGUGCUGGAGGCUGUGGCUCGCAUGUGUGGCACCUGGGCGGUGCCGCACGGCCCGGGCCUUUUAGUGACUGCGGGCUCCAAGGACGCCGCGGAGCCGGUGUCGCGGCUGCGAGGCGUCCUGGGCGGUGCCGGCCUGUGGCGGGACCGGCCCGAGCUGUGGGUUGCGCUGGAUACACAGGCAGCGUGGGAUUGGCAGAGUCCUGAGCAGGAUGAGGCCGCUGCUGCUGCGCCCGGGCCGGCGGCAAUGGCAGUGGAUGUGGCUGCGGCCGCUGCUGCGGCGCGGCACCUACCUGAAGCAUGGGAGGCGCUGGUGGCCGAGGCGUUCCCCUGGGCUGCACUGCACGCACCGAUCUGCGAGAUGCAAAAGCAUAGAUGGGUUUGAUAAAUGGUGUGAAGGAAGCGUGGGGAUCGCAUGCAGACAUGUUGUGUCGUCUGGAAUCUAGCCACGUGACAUUGAAAGGUCUUUGUGGUGAAUUGUGUGACAUAGGCUGACGGGUUCUGGCGGGUCCAUGUGAUCGGAAGGAGGGGCGGUCUUAGCCACUCACAGUACCGAGAGACAUGAACACGCAGGUGUGGGGAAGCGGAGCUGGCCAAUGCCCCAAGUUGGGAAAGUAGCUAGGCACAGGCCCUGGGAGUCCUCUGAUGUGAAGGCGCUGUACUGCUGUAUGGGUUUGGAGUCAACGGGGAUAAGCAGAGUACUGAGCUGGAUUGCAGCAUACGGUAACAAGGCGCCCGAAUGGCUGUAUACCAGGCAGGAGUAACGGUGCCAGGCAGCAGCUGGGUUGGGGCUUUAUGACGAGAGUGGACAUGACGGCCAUGGCAGCAACGGUAGUUUGCUUUGGCUUGGGUUAAAGAGGCAGCGGUAUCUGUGAGUGCGGGUGAGUGUGAUGUACCAACUACCAAGCCAGCAAGAGUGCCGCAAGCAGCACAUGCGUCAAUUGCCCAGGCAUACUUCCGCACUACCAUAUGUGAGCGAGGGGAAGUGGCCCAGGUCCUUAGCACGUUGCGAGCGGCAAGACGACCCGCUGCAGCCUCGCGCGUACUUUUAGACCCCACUGUUCUCCACUCUCCGUCUGUGCUUGCCCGUGACACCGCUCCCUCACGGGCACCCCCCCCCCUCCCGGCUCUUUAAUAGGCUCCGAGGGCGUUGAGGUCCCCCCGGAUCGCCCACUGCCACGCCGUGUCAACCACGUACUUGCA